AUCUUUCUGCUGUUUUCUAGCCAAGUUACAGAGCAGCGAUCCAUUCAGAAGGAAUGAUCGAAGAUCUUGUGAAGAAUCUGAAGAGUCAGAAUGAAGAACUGAAGACAUACUGUGCCUUAGCAAUAUUUAAGUGUGCAGAGGAUAAAGAGAGCCGCGAAUUAGUUCGAGAAUACGGGGGACUUCCCCCUUUGGUGGCCAUAUUGUCAUCAGGUAACAACAAAGAGUUGCUGGCUGCAGCCACUGGUGCAAUUUGGAAAUGUUCCAUUAGUCGGGAAAACUUGGUUCAGUUCCGUGACCUGAAGGCCAUAGAACAGCUUGUGGCCUUGUUGAGCAACCAGCCAGAGAAGGUGUUGGUAAAUGUUGUCGGAGCCCUAGGGGAGCUUGCUAGGGACCCACCAAACCGUCAAACCAUUAGAAAGGCAGGUGGUAUAACUCAACUGGUCAACCUGCUCACAGGAACUAACCAAGCGUUGCUAAUUAAUGUUACAAGAGCAGUUGGACAGUGUGCAGAGGAGAUAGAAAGUAUGAGCAUCAUUGAACAGCUGGAUGGUGUCAGGUUGCUAUGGUCACUGCUAAAAAAUCAAAACCCUGAAGUCAUCUCAAGCGCUGCCUGGGCCAUUUGUCCCUGUAUAGAAAAUGCUAAG
This is a messenger RNA of Octopus sinensis (East Asian common octopus), 644 nucleotides long. Its product is annotated as armadillo repeat-containing protein 4-like. Gene Ontology annotation, molecular function: protein binding. The transcript is spliced from 4 exons. The record is from RefSeq and is a predicted model, not a curated record. The annotation marks the transcript as partial. NCBI's taxonomy places the organism in Eukaryota, Metazoa, Mollusca, Cephalopoda, Octopoda, Octopodidae.